GCGUCUCUCAAAAGAGUGAAGACAGGUUCUGUAAAUUAAUAUCAUUAAUUAGUUCAUAAAAAUCUAUAUAUAUGACUUUUUUGUUUACACAAGUGCUAAAGAGUAUCUGUUAAAAAAAAUUCAUAGAAAAAAGUAGAAAAUUAUUGUCGUUAAAAUAAAUAAAGUGUGACGAAAAAAAAUAAUUUUAUAAAAAUGCCACCGAAUGUUACUAGUUUAUCUUCACAUUCUGAAAACCCCCAUGUAAAACAUGAUAUAAUACCAGCGGAAAAUAUAAAAAUAAAUAAAAAACGUUGGUAUGAAUUCGAAACGCCUAUAGUUUGGAGUAAUGCGUUUUUUAUUAUAGGUCUUCAUAUAUUGUGCUUAUAUUACACUAUUACAUUCCCGUAUUUAGAGCGUAAAAUAUUGUGUGUAUGGGUCGUUGUAAUGAUAAUAAUGUCGGGAUUGGGGGUGACGGGUGGAGUACAUCGACUUUGGACUCAUCGUGCAUACAAAGCUAAGAUACCACUUAGGAUUAUUCUUGCUGUCCUGUACUACUCUGCUGGACAAAAUAGAAUUUAUGAUUGGGUAAGAGACCACAGAGUUCAUCACAAGUACACAGACACACUAUCAGAUCCACAUGAUAAUAAUCGAGGUUUUUGGUUCAGUCACGUUGGCUGGUUGAUGUUAAAAAAACGACCGGAAGUGACUCAACGUGGAAAAGGAAUUGAUAUGAGUGAUAUUCUCAAUGAUCCGGUUGUUCAGUUUUUCGACAGAAAUUAUUCUAUACUCAAUGCAUUGUUCGCUUUUGUGAUUCCUGUGUUGAUUCCCGUUUACCUACUCCACCAAGACUGGAAAUAUUCAAUCAUAUCCCAAGUAUUCAUACGUUAUACGUCGACUUUAAACUUCACCUGGUCAGUCAAUAGUUUUGCCCACAUGUUUGGAUAUCACACUUACGAUAAAAAUAUUGAACCAGCUGAGAAUUUACUAGUCAGUUGGGUUGCUGGGGGCGAAGGCUGGCACAAUUACCAUCAUGUAUUCCCGUGGGAUUACAAAGCAGCCGAAUUCAAAAGUGUAUUUUUCAAUGCCACGACCGAAUGGAUUGAAUUGUUUGCUAAAAUUGGAUGGGCCUACGAUUUGAAACGAGCAACUCCUGAGCACAUACAAAAAGUCGUCGCGAGAGCAGGCGACGGAACGCACCCUGUGUACUGAUAAAAAAAAAAAAUUUAAAUAAUAAAUUGCUGUUUAUAAUUUUCGUAUAUCAGUAAACUCUUGCAAGUAUCAAAUGUAUAUAGAACUCAUUGCGUUGCAU
This is a messenger RNA of Microplitis mediator, 1288 nucleotides long. RefSeq names its product acyl-CoA Delta-9 desaturase-like. The transcript has 5 exons. Gene Ontology annotation, molecular function: stearoyl-CoA 9-desaturase activity; iron ion binding. The record is from RefSeq and is a predicted model, not a curated record. NCBI's taxonomy places the organism in Eukaryota, Metazoa, Arthropoda, Insecta, Hymenoptera, Braconidae. Gene Ontology annotation, cellular component: endoplasmic reticulum membrane. Gene Ontology annotation, biological process: unsaturated fatty acid biosynthetic process. The coding region runs from base 193 to 1188 and encodes 331 amino acids.